Molecule: messenger RNA, 1107 nt
Organism: Pelobates cultripes (western spadefoot toad)
Lineage: Eukaryota; Metazoa; Chordata; Amphibia; Anura; Pelobatidae
Source: the annotation of a GenBank genome assembly
AUGUUGCAGCGUUUGUUCACAGUGUGCGGCCUGCAGCGUUUGCACCUGGAGGUGUUAUAUUUCACUGUGUACAUUCCGCGGUAUACUAUAUCUCUGUGUGCACGUGUUGGUGUUAUAUUUAACUGUGUACGCUCCACAUUUCCUAUAGCUUUGUAUGCGCUUAGCUGUUAUAUUUUGCUAUUUGUCGGUGUGCGUCCUGCAGCGUUUGUUCACAGUCUGCGUCCUGCAGCGUUUACACAGUGUGCGGCCUGCAGCGUUUGUUCACACUGUGCGGCCUGCAGCGUUUGUUCACUGUGUGCGGCCUGCAGCGUUUGUUCACUGUGUGCGGCCUGCAGCGUUUGUUCACUGUGUUCCUGUGGCCUGCUUUGUUUCCUUUUAAUGACUGUGUGUGGCCUACAGCGUUUGUUCACCAUGUGCGGCCUGUUUCCUUUUACUGUGUUCGGCCUGCAGCGGUUCCUUUUACUGUGUGCGGCCUGCAGCGUUUAUUCGCUGUGUGCGGCCUGCAGCGUUUAUUCGCUGUGUGCGGCCUGCAGCGUUUAUUCGCUGUGUGCGGCCUGCAGCGUUUAUUCGCUGUGUGCGGCCUGCAGCGUUUAUUCGCUGUGUGCGGCCUGCAGCGUUUACUCGCUGUGUGCGGCCUGCAGCGUUUACUCGCUGUGUGCGGCCUGCAGCGUUUACUCGCUGUGUGCGGCCUGCAGCGUUUACUCGCUGUGUGCGGCCUGCAGCGUUUACUCGCUGUGUUCCUGUGGCCUGCUUUGUUUCCUUUUAAUGACACUGUGCGGCCUACGGCAUUUACUCGCUGUGUUCCUGUGGCCUGCUUUGUUUCCUUUUAAUGACACUGUGCGGCCUACGGCAUUUGUUCACCAUGUGCGGCCUGUUUCCUUUUACUGUGUUCGGCCUGCAGCGUUUAUUCGCUGUGUGCGGCCUGCAGCGUUUAUUCGCUGUGUGCGGCCUGCAGCGUUUAUUCGCUGUGUGCGGCCUGCAGAGUUUAUUCGCUGUGUGCGGCCUGCAGCGUUUAUUCGCUGUGUGCGGCCUGCAGCGUUUAUUCGCUGUGUGCGGCCUGCAGCGUUUACUCGCUGUGUUCCUGUGGCCUGCUUUGUUUCCUUUUAA